Molecule: messenger RNA, 1627 nt
Organism: Prunus persica (peach)
Lineage: Eukaryota; Viridiplantae; Streptophyta; Magnoliopsida; Rosales; Rosaceae
Product: cytokinin hydroxylase
Exons: 4
Coding region: 30-1592 (520 amino acids)
Molecular function (GO): monooxygenase activity; heme binding; iron ion binding
Source: RefSeq, a predicted model, not a curated record
GAGAGAGAGAGACAGCUUCAUAGUUAACCAUGGGGCUCUUCAUCAUCAUCAUCAUCAUGAUCCUGUUGUACAUGUGCUGCAGAUUAUUCUUUUCUUGCUGGGUUUUCCCAAUGCUAGCAUAUAGGAAGUUUAAGAAAAAUGGGUUACAAGGUCCAUCUCCAAGUUUUCCUUUUGGAAAUCUAAAUGAGAUGAAAAAGAAGAUCAAUAUCAAAAGCCCUUCUUCAUUUGGGUCUAAUUCAAAUAUCAUCACCCAUGACAUACACUCAACUCUAUUUCCCUACUUUGAUCGUUGGCUGAACUCCCACGGAAAGGUGUUCAUCUACUGGUUGGGGACGGAGCCAUUUUUGUACAUAGCAGAUCCAGCGUUACUGAAAAAAUUGUCUACAGAGGUCAAAUCAAAGAAUUGGGGCAAGCCAGCUGUGUUUAGACAUGAUAGAGCCCCCAUGUUCGGCAAUGGCCUCGUCAUGUCUGAAGGCGAUGAGUGGCUCCGUAACCGCCAUGCUGCCACUCCUGCUUUUAAACCUACCAACUUGAAGGCCAUGGUGAGGUUAAUGGUUGAGACCACCACAAAAAUGGUAGACAAGUGGACUACCCUCAUAGAUUCCGGCACUCAAGAAAUCGAAGUGGAGAGAGAAAUCAAAGCAACAUCAGGGGAGAUCAUAGCCAAGACCAGCUUUGGCAUUAGUUACCAAAGCAGCCGCACUGGCCUGAUGUUCCAAAAAUUAAAAGCCCUGCAAAUGAUCCUCUUCGAGCCGAACCAUUUUAUGGGAGUUCCUCUUAGCAAAUUCCUGCAACCGAAGAAAACCCUCGAGACCAGAAGACUUGGAAAACAGAUUGACCAACUCUUGAUAUCAAUCAUUACUGCUCGGAAACAAUCGUCUCCAACUACGCCUCCGUGGCACGACUUGCUUGGGUUGUUGCUUCAAGAGAGUGGUACUGAAGAAUUGGGAAGCUUUACGAAGGGUUUAACCACACAGCAAGUAGUGGAUGAAUGCAAGACCUUCUUCUUUGGUGGUCAUGACACAACAGCAUUGGCAAUCACAUGGGCGAUGCUUCUUCUGGCCACGCAUCCCGAGUGGCAAAACCAGUUGAGGGAAGAGAUUAGGGAGGUCGUGGGAGAUAAACAAAUUGACGUCCACAUGCUAGCUUCACUAAAGAAGUUGGGAUGGGUGAUUAGUGAGGUUUUUCGACUGUAUCCAUCAGCACCAAAUGCACAAAGGCAAGCGAGAGAGGACAUUCAAGUGAGCGAUAACGUAACAAUCCCCAAUGGGACCAAUAUGUGGAUUGACAUCGUGGGCAUGCACCAUGACCCAGCUCUUUGGGGUGAGGAUGUGAAUGAGUUCAAGCCUGAGAGGUUCAAGGAUGACAUACAUGGUGGGUGCAAGCACAAGAUGGGGUACUUGCCUUUUGGGUUUGGAGGAAGAAUGUGCAUUGGUCGAAAUUUAGGCUUUAUGGAGAUUAAGAUUGUCCUAACCCUAAUUCUGUCUAGGUUUUCUUUUACCAUCUCCCCGACUUAUUGUCAUUCUCCUUGUAUUAUGCUCACCAUGAGGCCUUCCUUUGGACUCCCUCUUGUAUUUCAGCCUCUUUAUUAGGCCCCAAUACGUUUAUAUAUUUAUUACUUCUUAUA